AUGGAUACCGCAGAGCGACAGCUGCCAUCAGUUUCCUCCUUGUUGCAAUGGGCUCGAAGUGAGAACCAAAAUGCAGCGCAGAGGAACUUUCCUCUUUCGUUUCACCUCAGGGGAGACGUGAAGGUGCAGCAGCAGUCUCUACUAGGAGGAGAGGGGGAGUGGAGGGGCCUGCCGCUUCCCGAGAGCGUCAUAGAUCAGGCGAUGCAGGAGCUCCCCCAGGGAUCGCGCGUCGCUCUUCAUUCUUGCAUCUUUGCUUAUAAGGAACGAAGACUGUCCGACACGGACUUUCUUCACUUCGCCAAGUCGCUGUCAAGCCCUGACCCUUGUCGAUGCUCCAGUCAGAGCAUGUCCCUCAUGUCAGCGCUCAACCCACAGCUGCUGGGGCAGCCAGCCAUGGGCUUCUUGCAUCGUGGGUUUGAUCCUCGCCUGACCCUGACCUCUCAACCUCCGCCUCUUCCUCCUCCUCACGCUCUUUCCCCCCACUCCCUCGUGCCAGCGGUCAGCGGCUACUGUCCUGAUGCCGCGGAGAGCGUUUACCCAGCAAAGAGGCAGAGGGUCGGAGAACAGCAGGUAGUUGUGGAGGGAGCUAUUAGGAGUCUGCUGCAGCAGGAGGAGCACGGAGUGGCUUGGAAGAGACCAGCUUUCCCCCUCAACUUGAAUCUUUCCUCGCUCCCCAUGCAGCUGCUCGCAGAGAACGCGCAGGUUUCCAUGCAGUCCAACUCCUCCUCUUCCUCCUCCACCUCGCCCGGAAGUCUAUCGGGGGUUAUCACCCCCACCAGCAAAAUCCUUGCUCUGCGUCAGAUUGUGACAGCAAAGGAGGAGGAGCCGAGGGAGGCUGGGGAGGAAGAGAUUGAGGACAAACUCAAAAAGCUCGGGGAACUGGCAUCGAGCAUGUCAGCCAGCAAGGAACCUCCGAGCAAGCCUGCGGAAGGGAAGGAGGAGGCGGAGGGGAAGGAGCUAGGGAAGGAGGCGAGGGAGGAGCGGGUGAUCAAGACUGGGGUCGAGGCUCCUCUACUUAGCAUGUGGGUCGGAGGCUCCCAUCUCGUGGAGAGCUUUGGGUCCGAGGAGAACAGCGCGCACAACAAGUACUGUCACUUCUGCCAGCAUAUCAAGGUCAAACGCGCCUCGUCCAUGCUGGCGUGCGAGAACCGUGGAUGCAACCGACGCUUCUGCGAGCAUUGCCUCAACACCCACAUCGCUGACCCGAGCUCGACAGUGGAGUGGAGGAGGAGGGGGAUCCCCUGGCACUGCCCCAUCUGCAGGAAGACCUGCUGCUGUGCCAUGCGGGAGUGCGGGAAGUCACAUCGACAUUGCAAGGCUUACAGGUAUAGGAGGAAGCGAGCUCAACAAGCCGAAGUCGAUACCUCUCCAACUCCUGAGCUACCCUCCAUGCAGCCAUCCAUCCCCAGCACCUCAUAA
Guillardia theta CCMP2712 is the source of this 1419-nucleotide messenger RNA. RefSeq lists its product as hypothetical. The coding region runs from base 1 to 1419 and encodes 472 amino acids. The transcript is spliced from 7 exons. Lineage: Eukaryota; Cryptophyceae; Pyrenomonadales; Geminigeraceae. The record is from RefSeq and is a predicted model, not a curated record.